Chelonoidis abingdonii (Abingdon island giant tortoise) is the source of this 1081-nucleotide messenger RNA. The record is from RefSeq and is a predicted model, not a curated record. NCBI's taxonomy places the organism in Eukaryota, Metazoa, Chordata, Testudines, Testudinidae.
GUCCCCCUGUCCUCUGGGCGCGCACUGAGGGCUCUGCUCGCCCUUCCGCGCCCAGGGCGCACGGGACUCCGGCCGUGCCAUGAACCGCUGCGCCCUGCUGGGGCUCUGCCUGCUCGGCUACCUGGGCUACCUGCUGCUGGGCGCCCUGCUAGUCUCCUCCAUCGAGCGCCCGUACGAGAGCCGCCUGCGCGCCGAGCUGCGCGACCUCAAGGCCGCCUUCCUGGGGGCCAGCCCCUGCCUGAACGAGAGCGCGCUGGAGCGCUUCCUGGAGCGGGUGCUGAGCGCCAACCGCUACGGGGUGUCGGUGCUGCGGAACGGCUCGGCCGGCGCCUCCAACUGGGACUUCGCCUCCGCCUUCUUCUUCUCCAGCACCCUGGUCACCACCGUGGGCUACGGCUACACCACACCGCUCUCAGACUCCGGCAAGGCCUUCUGCAUCUUCUACGCCCUGCUGGGCGUGCCCUUCACCAUGUUGGUGCUGACAGCCACGGUGCAGCGCCUGGCCCAGCUCCUCACCCACCGGCCCCUCGUGUACCUGCAGCUGCGCUCUGCCUACAGCCACCGAGCACUGGCCCGGGCCCACUUCCUGCUGCUGCUGCUGGCCGUGCUGGUCGCCUUCUUCCUGCUGCCGGCCGCUGUCUUCAGCACUCUGGAGGAGACCUGGAGCUACCUGGACGCCUUCUACUUCUGCUUCAUCUCGCUGUGCACCAUCGGGCUGGGCGACUAUGUGCCAGGCGAGCAGCCGGGCCAGAGGCUGCGGGCGCUAUACAAGGUCUCGGUCACCGUGUACCUGCUGCUGGGGCUGAUGGCCGUGCUGCUGGUCCUACAGACCUUCUACAAGGCGGCUGAUCUGCACGGCCUCACUGACUUCCUCCUGCUGCCGGCUGAUCACCACCAUGACCAGCAGCCCAUCCUGGAGGCCGAGGUGACGCCGGAGGAGCCGGCGCCUGGUGCGAAGCUGCCACCUGCCAGCACCCAGCUCAACACGGGCAGCCGUGCCAACUACUCCUCCAUCAGCAGAUAGCGGCAGCCCUGUCCUCGGGGGCUGCUCUGGCUGGCGCGGGGAGUGGGCUGCAGAGGC